AUGAUGGAGAGAAUAAGAAAAGAGAUGAUAUUGAUGGAGAGAGGGCUGCACAGUCCCGUCGCAGGGAAGAGGCUCGCAGACACGCCUGUAAAUUCAGUGCUGGAGGCCCUGGAAAACUCUCAGCACAGCGGACGGCUCAGCCCGAGAAUAACUUCGGCUUCUCUCCAUGGAAAUCUGGGGGACAUCCCGACCAAAGGCAAAUUUGAAAUUGACAGUCUUUUCGGGACGCACCACAACAGUGAGAAUAGCUCUUCGGCGGAGAUUUCCUCGUCAGAAAGCAGGAAGAAAAUGAGCCUUUACUCCGAAGUUUCGCCAGAUUCAGAUAUUAACAGCGAUGUGGAGGUGGGGUGCCCUUCGCACCGCUCCCCGAGCCAGCACAAGGAAAACAACAAAGGUUUUUCAGACAGUUCUGGAUCCUCCAACAUUAGCUCGAAUUCCCUGCAGAAUAUGAACGGUAACUCUUCGGGGGGAAACAAUUCAAACAGCGACCAGGUGAGAAGAUACCGGACAGCUUUCACCAGGGAACAGAUCGGGAGACUGGAGAAAGAGUUUUACAGGGAAAAUUACGUUUCCAGACCGAGAAGAUGUGAACUGGCCGCAGCGCUCAACCUGCCCGAGACGACGAUUAAGGUGUGGUUCCAGAACAGGCGGAUGAAGGAUAAGAGGCAGCGCUUGGCGAUGUCCUGGCCCCAUCCUGCAGACCCCAGCUUCUACACUUACAUGAUGACGCACGCAGCAGCUACAGGAAGCCUACCUUACCCUUUCCACUCGCACAUGCCUCUACAUUACUACCCGCACGUCGGUGUCACGGCAGCAGCGGCCGCCGCCGCCGCCUCCGGCGCCGCCUCUUCACCUUUCGCCACUUCCAUCCGGCCCCUCGACACCUUCCGGGCGCUGUCCCACCCGUACUCGCGGCCGGAGCUCCUGUGCAGCUUCAGGCACCCGGGACUCUACCAGUCACCCGCAGGGCUCAAUAGCUCGGCGGCAGCGUCUGCGGCGGCCGCGGCUGCGGCAGCGGCGGCGGCGGUGAGCGCGCCGUCAGCCACCGGGCCUUGUUCGUGUCUCAGCUGCCACAGCAGCCAGGCGGCCAGCGCGCUCGGCUCCAGGAGCGCCAGCGCGGACUUUACCUGCACAGCUUCCGGGCAAAGAUCCGAGAGUGGAUUUCUGCCCUAUUCUGCGGCUGUUCUCAGCAAAACCUCAGUCCCGUCUCCAGACCAGCGAGAAGAAAGUUCACUUAACAGAUAACUCAUCAUGCAGCCAACACGACCGUUUCCUAUUGUGCUAUAGUCCUAUUUUAGGGGAUAGUAGGCCAACUUUAAACACCACACCUGGGUACACAAUUCCUUUAUUAUAGGCAGCAAUGUAAACACACACAUUUUGAUUUCUAAAAAGUCUAAUUC
Messenger RNA from Centropristis striata (black sea bass), 1400 nucleotides. RefSeq names its product even-skipped homeobox 2 (gene evx2). Bases 1 to 1245 code for a protein of 414 amino acids. The transcript has 3 exons. Gene Ontology annotation, biological process: regulation of transcription by RNA polymerase II. NCBI's taxonomy places the organism in Eukaryota, Metazoa, Chordata, Actinopteri, Perciformes, Serranidae. The record is from RefSeq and is a predicted model, not a curated record. Gene Ontology annotation, cellular component: nucleus. Gene Ontology annotation, molecular function: RNA polymerase II cis-regulatory region sequence-specific DNA binding; DNA-binding transcription factor activity, RNA polymerase II-specific.